Stomoxys calcitrans (stable fly) is the source of this 470-nucleotide messenger RNA. Its product is annotated as signal peptidase complex subunit 1. Gene Ontology annotation, biological process: protein targeting to ER. Bases 87 to 392 code for a protein of 101 amino acids. The record is from RefSeq and is a predicted model, not a curated record. Lineage: Eukaryota; Metazoa; Arthropoda; Insecta; Diptera; Muscidae. Gene Ontology annotation, cellular component: endoplasmic reticulum membrane; signal peptidase complex. The transcript is spliced from 3 exons.
GUCCAUAUUGUGUAUUGACGUUGACGACGUGUUUACGUGUUUUAAUUUCGUACAUUGCUUUAACAAAUUCUUGGUUCUUAAAAAAAAUGUUCAACUUAAAUAUACAAACGCAUAUGGAUUUUGUUGGCCAACACAAAGCGGAGAUGUAUUCUCGCUGCAUCAUCACUUUGUUUGGAGUGGUGGGUCUGAUUUGGGGAGCAAUAAUUCAACAAUUUUCCCAAACUGUUUAUACCCUGGGAGCUGGUUUUGUUUUGGCUUCGUUACUAACAAUUCCUCCCUGGCCUAUGUUCCGAAAGAAUCCUUUGCAAUGGCAAAAGCCAAGACCAGAACCCAGCCAGGCUUCUUCAAGUGGAACUGUAUCAGAUGAAGGCAAGCAAAAGAAGAAGAAAUAAACGCAUGAGGGAAACACAAUCAAGAUUCAAUUAAUGACUGACUCCAAUUGUUAAUAAACUCUUAUUAAGUGCAUCUAA